Misgurnus anguillicaudatus (oriental weatherfish) is the source of this 1756-nucleotide messenger RNA. RefSeq names its product transmembrane protein 121. The record is from RefSeq and is a predicted model, not a curated record. NCBI's taxonomy places the organism in Eukaryota, Metazoa, Chordata, Actinopteri, Cypriniformes, Cobitidae.
GAGAGAGAGAGAGAGAGAGAGAGAGAGAGAGAGAGAGAGAGAGAGAGAAAGAUAAUUUGCUCGCUCCCUCACACAUUCACUCGUGUUAUAUGGCAGCGUGUGGAUUAGACUGACAGCAGACAGUGUGUGCUCAGAGGAGAGACGACAGACAGCAACUGCAUUCACACAACGAUGACAAACAACAACAGCACAGCCUUUACAUGAAGCACAUUUUUAACUUUUCUCACUUUCAAGCACAAAGAAACAGGAUUUUCUUCUCUCCGGAGCUGAAACUAAAACAUCAACUGCAGACGCUUCAACGCGCAGCCCGUGCAUUAUAACAACCGAAGCAUUUAAGGAUUUUGUUGGCUGCUGUUUUGAAGCAAAAUGCCUGACUGCAGGAUUUCAUGAAUCCAAGGGAAAACAGUGUGCAGCGUUUGAUGUCCUUCAUACGGAUUACAGCUCUAACCGGGUCUCUUACAGAGCAGCCAAACUGAGAACGGUCCUGAUCUAGUCUCCACCGAGAACUUCAGACCGCUGACAAAGUAAGUGUCCGGUUGUUUCUUGUGUGUCUGUGUGUGCAUGUCGACUGCACCUGUAGCUAUGAAGAAACAUCCCGUCAGAUUCAUAUGGACCACAACUCAUUCUAUUGGCUUUGACAAACGUGUCGUCGUGAGACCGAUGUUAUUCGCAUACGGCUGGUGAAUCGUGGACCUCGGCCAUGGGAUCGAGGCUGGGGGGGAGAACAGCCUGAUCUCUUGUGCUCAUCAAAGAGCCUCCCCAGAUCCACCAAUCAGGGACCAGCGGGGCAGGAUGGUGCCGCCCCCUCCCGCUAACAAGCCGCACGCGUUCCUGUCCGCUAUCGUCAUCGUCGGCAGCAUGGCGCUGAUGGACGCGUACCUCGUCGAGCAGAACCGAGGCCCGCGCAAGAUCGGCAUCUGUAUCAUGGCGACCGUGGGUGACCUGUGUUUCCUCAUCGUCCUGCGCUACGUGGCGGUGUGGGUAGGAGCCGAGGUGAGGAGCGCAAAGAGAGGCUACGCCAUGAUCCUUUGGUUCCUCUACAUCUUCGUUCUAGAAAUUAAGGUGUACUUCAUCUACCAGAACUACAAGGCUGACCGGAAAAGCCUGGACGCUUUAGCAAGAAAAGCCCUGACUCUGCUGCUUUCCGUCUGCGUUCCAGCAUUGUUUGUUAUUUUGGUGGCCAUCGACCGCAUGGAGUACGUCAAGGCUUUUAAGAAGAAGGAGGAGAUUAGAAAUCGCUUGUUCUGGGUGGUGGUGGAUCUGUUAGACGUGCUGGACAUCCAAGCCAACCUAUGGGAGCCGCAGAAGAAAGGGCUUCCUAUCUGGGCGGAGGGACUAAUGUUUUUCUACUGCUAUAUUCUUCUGUUAGUGCUGCCCUGCGUGUCUCUGAGUGAGAUCAGCAUGCAGGGCGUUAACAUCAGCCCUCAUAAGAUGAUGCUCUACCCAAUUCUGAGUUUGGUCACCAUUAACAUCGUAACCCUUUUCAUUCGCGGAGGGAAUAUGCUUCUCUAUAAAGACAACCGUGUCUCGGGCAUACUGAUGGGUAAAAACGUACUAGCCAUAAUUCUGAAGAUGUGCAGCUUUGCGCAGUACAGGAGACAUCUUCGGAACGCUCCGGAAGCGUUCGGAACAGAACUGCGGAAGAAUUCGGUACCGUCGAGUCGCUCUGUGCAGAGACCUCGACAGACCGCACCACGGGAUCAAAGUGUGCUGCCCGAGGUGGACGCGUGCGAACGCACGUGACGCCGAAUUUGCA